Harpia harpyja (harpy eagle) is the source of this 1939-nucleotide messenger RNA. RefSeq names its product solute carrier family 52 member 3 (gene SLC52A3). The record is from RefSeq and is a predicted model, not a curated record. The transcript has 5 exons. The coding region runs from base 354 to 1718 and encodes 454 amino acids. Gene Ontology annotation, cellular component: plasma membrane. Gene Ontology annotation, molecular function: riboflavin transmembrane transporter activity. Gene Ontology annotation, biological process: riboflavin transport. Lineage: Eukaryota; Metazoa; Chordata; Aves; Accipitriformes; Accipitridae.
ACUGGGACCAGAACGAGGAGCAGAGCGUGGCCAGGCCGUCACCCGUCUGCAUCCGGAGGUGGUGACGCGCCUGCCUCACGUCACUGCCCCAGCAGCCAGGACUCGCUCCCGCCCGCGUGCUGCUGCCGGUUCCCCAAAACACAGUGCGGCUGCCGGGGUGCUUCUCCCCGCAGCCACCGGAGCCUGCCGGGAUCCCACGGGACCCGGCUGGGAGGAGACGGGCACUGCUUUGCCCUGCCCUGCGGAUGCGGUGGGAGGUACGAGGCCUCCAUUCCCAGCAGAGCGGCUGCCCAGACCUCUCGGCCCCCAGCGCGGCCAUAUCACCCCCGGGCCCAGGCACCCAGCCCUGAGCCAUGACGCUGCUCACCCAUCUACUCGCCUGCACCUUUGGCACGGGCUCCUGGGUGGCCAUCAAUGGGCUGUGGGUCGAGCUGCCGCUGCUGGUGACGGUGCUGCCGGAGCAGUGGGACCUGCCCUCCUACAUCACCAUCAUCAUCCAGAUGGCCAACGUGGGGCCGCUCUUCGUCACCCUCAUGCACCGUUUUCGGCCCGGCUUGCUGAAGGAGGUGGCUGUUAUCUAUGUGGUCGUGUCCGUGGGUGUCGUGGCCUGCUUGCUGCUGGCCUUCCUCUGGAACUACACGUCCCCCAUCGCCGGAAGGCCCCACAGCACCGCCUUCCUGAUCCUCACCUUCUUCCUGGCCCUGGUGGACUGCACCUCCUCCGUCACCUUCCUGCCCUUCAUGAUGCAGCUGCAGCCCCAGUACCUGACCACCUUCUUCAUAGGCGAAGGGCUCAGCGGGCUGAUCCCCGCUCUCAUCGCCCUGGGCCAGGGCUCUGGCAUCUCCAGCUGCACCAACGUCACCCACGUGGUCAACUUCACCACCGGCAACGAGACCGUGGAGAGCACCGUCUUCCAGCUGGAAACCCACUACCUCCCAGCCAACUUCUCCACCCACCUCUUCUUCCUUCUCAUGACUGUAAUGAUGCUGGCCUGCUUGCUGGCCUUCUUCUUCCUCGCCAGGCAGCCCAAGGUGUGGGAGCUCUCCCAGCAGCAGCUGUUUCCCAGCAGCAUCAUGCUGAGCUCAUUUGACCAGAUCCCCAACGAGGGAGCUGGCUCGCGGCUGAGCGGAGGCUGCCCAUGCCCGAAGGAUGCCAAGGGGCCCAGGAACAUCCUGCCGCAGAAGGUCUCCUACCCCUUGGCCAAACUCACCUUCAUCUACCUCCUCAUCGCUUGGGUGAGCGCUCUGACGAAUGGGGUCCUGCCAUCCGUGCAGUCCUACUCCUGCCUGCCCUACGGCAACACCGCCUACCACCUCGCGGCCACGCUCAGCUCCAUGGCCAACCCCCUCGCCUGCAUCGUGGCCAUGGUCCUGCCUGGCAGGUCCCUGGCCCUGCUGGGCACCCUCACCAUGGCGGGGACAGGCUUUGGCGCCUACAACAUGGCCAUCGCGGUGAUGAGUCCCUGCCCUCUCCUCCAGCAGUCCCAGUGGGGCGAUGCCACCAUCGUCCUCUCCUGGGUGCUCUUCACCGGGACGCUCUCCUACGUGAAGGUGAUGGCCGGGGUGAUCCUGCGGAGCCGCAGCCGCAGCGCGCUGGUGUGGUACGGGGCAGUAGAGCAGCUGGGCUCCCUCCUCGGGGCCCUGCUCAUGUUCCCCCUCGUGAAUGUCUACGGCUUCUUCAAAUCCGCCGACUACUGCAGCCUGCAGUGCCCGGCAUGAGUGGGGCAGGCACCCCUGGACAGCCCCUCUUGCCAGCAUGCGCCCCGAAAAACAGCGAGGGCCGCGGAGCCAGGAAGCAUUGCUGGGACCGGGGCGGCUGCGGGCAUGCGUCCCCGCUGGGCUCCGCCAGGUCACCGGGCAGGAGCAGCUCCGUGGCUUUGUCUCCAGUCCAGGCGCGGGAUGUCUCCGUUGCGUUCAAAGCAAUAGAAGGUGUUUGCUCA